Dovyalis caffra is the source of this 672-nucleotide messenger RNA. NCBI's taxonomy places the organism in Eukaryota, Viridiplantae, Streptophyta, Magnoliopsida, Malpighiales, Salicaceae. The record is from the annotation of a GenBank genome assembly.
AUGUUGCAGUGUGUAGAGGGAUUCAUUACCUCCAUCUUGCGGUGUUGUGAUCUAGAUCUAUACAAACAAUCAAGAGGCCUUGAAGAUCCUGAGCUUCUUGCAAGGGAGACAGUCUUCAGUGUAAGUGAAAUAGAGGCAUUAUAUGAGCUCUUUAAGAAGAUCAGCAGCGCCGUGAUCGAUGACGGGCUGAUCAAUAAGGAGGAGUUUCAAUUAGCGUUGUUCAAGACAAACAAAAAGGAGAGCUUGUUUGCUGAUAGGGUAUUUGACUUGUUUGAUACAAAACACAAUGGGAUACUAGGUUUUGAAGAGUUUGCCCGUGCCCUCUCUGUUUUUCAUCCAAAUGCCCCCAUUGAUGAUAAGAUUGAGUUUUCUUUCCAACUUUACGAUCUAAAGCAGCAAGGUUUUAUUGAAAGACAGGAGGUCAAGCAAAUGGUAGUGGCUACUCUUGCCGAAUCUGGUAUGAACCUUUCAGAUGAUGUAAUAGAAAGUAUAAUUGACAAGACCUUUGAGGAAGCUGAUACAAAACAUGAUGGGAAGAUUGACAAGGAAGAGUGGAGAAGCCUUGUUUUACGCCAUCCAUCCCUUCUGAAGAAUAUGACACUUCAAUACCUCAAGGACAUCACGACUACAUUCCCCAGCUUUGUUUUCCACUCUCAAGUCGACGAUACCUGA